GUUAAAGACAGCAGACUCACCGCUGUCAACGUCGGCGAAAGGUGUGCUGCAAUACGAGAGACGUCGACAGAAACAGUUUAUUUUUUAUUGCUGUUAUAGGAACGUAUUAAACGAAUUCGGUGAAACGGAACAUUGCAGAGAUGGAAUGGCCGUACCUUCAGCUCUAGAAUUACUUGAUCGCCUGCGAAUUUAUCAUCUCGAUGGAGCAACAAACAAGUCGUUUGACACCAUGUCACCAGAGGAACUCAUGCAGUACAGACUGGUGUUCUGGUUGUCAGCGUAACGGUCCGAGAAAGCCGCCGUUGCGAGCCACAGUUUGCACACCCAGGCUUAUUUUGUCACCAUGGACUCGGAAGAAGACCCGGAAGACUGCUGACCGGAAAGAGUCACUACCCUGAGCCUAGGGACCGAAGAAGGGCACUGACGCGAUGGACUACUGGCCGCCGGGUCCGUCGAGUCAGGAAGACCACCGAGAGGGUAGCAAACCUUGGCGCUGGAAGCUGCCAGCCAUUAAUCCAGCCCUACCCUUAUAUUUGGCAUCGCCACUGACAGUUUUUAUCCUCACGCUCUGUUGUCUUAUAAGUGGACUCCUUGCCGAUGACCCGUGUUCCGGACUUUGCGACUGCAAAUGGAAAAGUGGCAAAGAAUCUGCAACUUGUGUCAAUGCCAAACUGACAGAAAUCCCGAAGGGAUUAGAUGCCGGGACGCAGGUGUUGAAUCUAACAGGAAACAAAUUAGGAAAUCUAGAGAAAGAUGCCUUUGUUGAAGCAAAGUUAUUAAACCUUCAAAAAAUUUACUUAUCGAAAUGUCGUAUUAAAACUCUUGAUCGAUUUGCAUUUCGUAAACUAAUUAAUCUAGUUGAACUGGAUCUCAGUUACAAUUCGAUUACUACAGUUCCUUCUCACAUCUUUGACUCGAUACCAGAGCUUAGGGAACUGAAACUGAGCGGAAAUCCAAUCCAGAGGAUCCUGAACAACGCCUUCAUACGCGUACAGACAUUGGUACGCUUGGAACUUUCCGAGUGCCUCCUGGGAACGCUUGAAACUCGGGCUUUCUCAGGCUUAGAGAAGACUUUAGAAUGGCUGAAGCUUGAUAAGAAUAAUGUUGUGAAUGUUAAAUCUUCCACACUAACGGCCAUGCAAAACUUGCACGGUUUAGAACUCGCCGAAAAUCCAUGGAACUGCACGUGUCAACUUCGUCCUUUGCGAGAGUGGAUGCUUAGACAAAACGUACCAUAUGACGUGCCUCCAAUAUGUCUUUAUCCGCCAAGACUCAGAGAAAAGUCUUGGGACAGACUAGACCUGGAUGAAUUUGCAUGUGUACCAAAAAUAACAGCCCCGGAAGCGCUGACAACGGGAGUAGAAGGUCGAAAUAUUACAAUGACUUGCAAUAUAGGUGGGAUACCAGAACCUAGUGUCAAGUGGUUGUGGAGGAACAAAGUUAUUGCCAACCUCUCUGGAGUCCCCUACAGUAACAGCAGGAAAAUGUACAUGAUUCAUGUGGAUGAUUACACUAGUAACCUCACAAUCUUGACAGCUGAUAUGCAGGAUGUUGGAGUGUAUGUGUGCUCAGCUGAGAAUAAGGCAGGUAAAGUGGAGGCCAGCGUGGCUUUAGCAGUGUUGCGACGGCCACCGGAAACAGGACUAUCUGGUCGUGUGUUGGUCGCGAGCGUAAUUGUGGCGGCUUUGUUCGUGCUUGCGUCUUGUCUUCUAGUGUUAUGCGUGUGCAGUGUACGUCGAAGACAGCAAAGCGGUGGUAAUGGAAGGUGGCAAGGCCAGGCCCAGAGUACAAUGCCUCGAGGUGGCCGUCGCAGAGACGACAGUUACGAAAAGAUGGAGAUGAACCACAAAGAACCAUCGAUGCUGAAUCACGCAGGAAGCGGUGCUGGAAGACGAAUUUUGCCGAAAGGUGGAAACAAUGUGUUGACUCCGGAACAAAACGCCGAGGUGGUCACAGUUGGACCGAUGAUGAAACAACACACUAGGCACGGCGAAUAUAGGGGAGUGCCGAGUGUUGACACCGACCUCGGCGAAGAUGACGACGACGAUGAAGGAGGAUACGAGGAUGAAGCAGAGACGCCGACUCCCACAACAGUGGUCUCCAGCACGCGGGACGGCAAGAUGUCUUGGAGCGGCCCGCGGUCGUCCGAUGAUACUCCGAGUAGCCACAGUGAGGUGCGUAGCAGUGCGCCGUCCGACACGACCGAUCUUCACAUCCCGAGGGGCGGAGAUGGUAGCUACUCGGACAACAGAGACGACAGACUUGCUGGUUCCGACGAGAUGAGGGAGGAUUUCUCACGACAGCCAGACACGCACAACGCUAACACAAGACAGCAGCCGGGCCUAAGUAACGCUUUGCGACGAGAACUUGGAGACCUUACGACUCAAACUCUACUCCAGCAGCACAUAAUGAGGAAGCAGACGGUAGGCACGAACGGGGGUAGUUUGUACACCUCAGUUCCACUGGACAGUGACAUUGGUGGUGGUGGUGGUGGUGGUAGUGACGUAGGUGGUGGUGUUGACAUUCGGACCGGUUCAGACAAAACCUACCCAGAUCUAUUAGAGAUUUCAUCUUAUAAUUUAAACAGCGGUGGUGUUAUUGGGGGUCCAUUGGACAUAGCAGAUAGUUCCUUCUGUACUUUGCCUCGAAGACGGGGUGGUGCUCUUGAUCGCGGGUCCACUGGGAGAGGAAGUUCGAAGUAUUACCGCGGUUCUGACAGUCAGUCGCCUUUAUUACCAGGCAGUCGAUAUAGCAGCAGUGGCGGCGAAGGCAGUGGUGGAAGCAAUGGAUCUAUUCCCCGAAGGUCAUCUAUAGAUUUACAUGCCUCUUCAUAUUAUCCUCUGUCUGCCGCACUCAUUGGUAAGAAACAUUCUAGCAUAGGACAACAACGGUCGAGCAGCUCAGUGAACUUAGCCUCCCCAGCUGUUUCAUCGACAUCAACGGAAUGUUCUGUAAGCAGCAGGGGGGUAGUUCACCCAUCUACUGACCUCAAGAGACCCGCUACUUUGACAACUACCGUUUCAGCGACGCCCCUUUUAAAUGUGAUGGGUUCGAACACUCUUGGAGUCGGUGAUCUCUACUCUUUAUCUCCACUUUCUGCUUCCACUGUACCAUCUGCAGCAGCGAACACAUAUGAUUAUCACGCAGCGCAGCUUGAGAGAUUCCUAGAGGAAUAUCGCAGUUUACAAGAACAGUUGUGUAAAAUGAAAGAGACCUGUGAGAAUAUUCGCCAACAGGAUCCCCCUGGCAGAACAGCCCGCACGCCCACUCCAAGUAUAUCACGGUUCGUGGACCCCCUAACUUAUUCGAGUGCAGUGACAACGCCAUCAGGAUCCGACGACAGCAACAAUCCUAAAUCUAUCCUAAAACAUAAAUCCUCCGGUGUCGCCGUCACAGCAGCGUCUGCUUCGUCGCCCAUCGGCGGUACUUCGACGUCUCCCAUUGCAUUCUGUACGUCCGGCGGUGCCGUUGACUACGGGUCUGAUCUACCACCGUACUGGCUACCCAGAAACAAACUUCUCAGAAGGUUCAGUGGUGGUGACUUUCAUCAGAGUUGAGACCAGUUACAAAAUGUUGGAUAUCAGUUUGUUGUGUUUUGUGGCUGAAAGAAUUACGUUAAAUGGCAUCAUAAUGUCGUAAACAAGAGCUGGCAUAUGAAUUUUUGGAAAUAAUCUAAUAAGACGCAUUUAUUUCUCUUUGGCAGACAGGAAUUCAAGAAGAAUAUUGUCAAAAAUGACUACUUAGCGAUGUUGUUACGGCUUGCAAUCCAGAGCUUAUUUGUCGACGAAAGAUACCAGAAUAUUUCUUUUCGUAAGAAUGCAGUAGGCCUAUGCGACUUUAUUUACCGAAAACAAUUAUAUAACUCAUCUUAAUACAUCUUAACACAAUUCAGAAUAUUUUAUGAAGGGGCAGUUGUAGUUCAUUCAUAUUAAGAUUUAUUGGACAAACAUGGCCAUAUGAGGGCAUUCUUACUGUCAAUAUUGUUGUUUAAGAACGCGUUCAAAAAUUAAAUUAAUUUCAAAUUAUGGCUUUUUCUUUAUAAAUAAUAUUCUAUGUAAAGUUUUCAAACAUAAAAAUGACUUUAAAAUUUACUGUGAACUUCGUGUUCAUGAAUAUUUUUACGAACUUGUUUUUCAGUUUUCUUAAUCUACGCUCGGAUAUAUGCAGUCUAUAAUACUUAUACAUUCCGAAAUUUGGGGUUAGACUAAAAAUUUCAAUUCCUGCUACAGCCCUUUCUGCAUUCAUUCAUUUAUCACCAACACGUGAUGGAAGACCGUAUGAUCGAUUGUGAAACUUUUAUAAUAUCCGACCAACCAACAAUGCAUUGAGCAAAGGAUUAAACAUAAUUGUUUUUAUUAAUAAGAUGAAUUAUUCGGAAACCAUCGCAUAUGUCGAAGACAUCAGUGUUAUAUGUAACCGAUUGGCGGUAAGUUUUUGUUAUGGUUGAACUGGUCGGUUGGGUAGUGAACUGAAAAGGUUUGAAUACUUUUAACUUCAGCAUCAGUGUCAUUUCAUGAAUUUUAUCCACCACGAAAAGAUUGACAUGUGAACAAGACACCAUGCUUUUGUUUAUUCGUUUGUUCGUUUGUCUGUAUGAAUGUUCUCCAUGCACUAUCACUAUUUGACCAUCUUUAAUCUCUUCCUUAGAAAUACUUUGACAUAUGAAUCGCAAGGCUCAAGGUGAAAAUUUAAAUAAUUUCUGUUUCUCACCUUGUAAAGUGUAUAAAGAAAUUGGAAGCUUCUAUUUACAAAUUUACAAGUUUACAAAUUCAUACACAAUAUCUGUUAUUUUAGGAGAAUGUACGAUACCACACGAUGUUCGGUGGAAAUGCGCACAAUUAACUGUUAUAUAAUCGAUGCCUUAAUCUCUCAUAAUAACAAAUUCAGGUAGACCUACUGAAGAAAAGUUUCUGAACGACGUGAACCAAGCUACUGUUCUCAUUAUCAUCAUUAUUAUAAUUCACACCAAAAUAAAUCCACGUGUAUAGUUGAAUUACGGCUGUACGAAACGUGACCUUCAACUUUACACGUAGAAUUUACGUUGUAAGAAUCAAUGCCACUAUUCCAGUUCCUUGUAAAUCAUUUAGUUUUAAUAGUGACGAUAACUUACUAUGAAAUAUUAUAUGUAACUAAAUUUAAUAUAUUCGAUUGUUAUCAUUUCAUUUAUUAGAUCCGGAAAUAGAUAUUUAACUGUGUGUGUGUCGAUUUCAGUGAUGUGUCGUGAUAUUAGGACACGCCUCAACAAUUUUAUAAAACUGAACUUCCCUUGAUAAGUAUUGAUGAGGAAGAGAUUAACUGUUUCCCAUACUUCGAGGUCCUGUUCCAUUAUCACCACAGUGCGCUGAAUUGUCCUAGGACUUGCUGAAGAAAUACGCAGGUGAUCAGAAUGAAACCGUUUGAUAAUCCUGACCUAUAUUGUAACAUUCUUAGGCCUAUGUGAAAAUAUUCAGUGAAUUUUAAAAUCGUUACUCAGUUAUAACGUUGAAGAAGGGCUCCAUCAAUUUCCUGUUGUACAUAAUAAGUAUUUAAGGUAAUUUAAAUAUGAAUUUUGAUGAGCUGACUUUUCUAGUAAAGCUUCUUUUCUUAGGCAGAAAUUAUAUUUACGCAUAAUUAAAACCGAAGAAACGACUUAAAGUAUUAAUGUGGAUUAAAAUGCAGAGGAAAGCACACGACCAUAUUUUUUUUUACAAUUGAAUAAUCGAAAUGCAUGAUUAAGACAUUAAUCAUGCAUCGACGUCCUAAUGUGCAUUAAAAUGAAAUCCUUCUAAAUUUUCAGCUCAGUCUCUCAAAUCAGAUAAGUAAAAGGAAUGUGUUCAAUAUCAACAGCAGAAAUUUGUCAGUCACGUCGAUCAUGGUUUUCUAAGAUCUCGCAUCGUGUAUUCGUGUGGGUGGUUUACCAAAGUUUCAGAGGAACAUGUCUCCUCUGCCUGCAGUGUAAAGGUAGCCAGCAUCGGGAUGGGAUCCUUUUUUAUAGGCGAGAGUAUCCAGUGUGAGUGCUGAUAAUAGCAGGAUGAGAAAGGUGACCUUGAGGCUAUGACAAGUACAAAUCUUGGUAGGCCCUAAUAAGAGUCGCCAUCUAAGGUAGGCACAGUGACGAAGAACGGGCGAGAUAAGCCAUCCGUUGUUCACUCAAAUCUCAUUGGAUGACCUCCCCCUACAGAUAUAUCUCACAUCCCGAAUUUACCGACUUCGUCCUGAAGAUAGAGGCUGUAUUUUCCACCGAAACGUUAACUACUCACGAGGAUAUACGACGUCGUAACGCAGACAAUCAUAAUCGACAUCUUUGCCGCUAUGAGAAUAUCAAAUGUUCAAUACAUUAUGCACGCCUAGGGAGAUAUUCGGUGUUAAAAUUAUAAGUUAGGAAAUAGAAAAAUGAGAGACUUUAAGUUUCAACUUGUAUUUAUUCCGUUAGAAUCUCUUGACGGCUGGGUGAAAUAUCGCAACUGCUUUCCUCUGCCACGCGGAUGACUUGACUAGAAUGUUGUGACGUUUGAAGAAAAAGUCGGACCAUUUAGUUGCACUGGAUGAGACAUCCCAUAUCACUAGAAGGAAACCCAUUGUUCCUUUUAUUCGUUUAAACGGGUAAUAUAAUAUAUUUAAGAGAGACAUGAUACAGCCUAAAAUAAAGACUUGUCUUUCCCUGUUA
Molecule: messenger RNA, 6646 nt
Organism: Zootermopsis nevadensis
Lineage: Eukaryota; Metazoa; Arthropoda; Insecta; Blattodea; Termopsidae
Molecular function (GO): protein binding
Source: RefSeq, a predicted model, not a curated record